UUAACACCCCUGAUUCAACAUGGCUGCUCCCAGGCCAACGGAAGUCUUCAAAAUGACAUUUGUUUGUUGAAACGCAAGAGAACGCGUUAAGAUUUCGUUAGUUCACGCAGUUAAAUUAUUAUCGAUAUUCGCAAAAGUUGAAUUGACAUUUCGUUUUACAUAUCCGUAUUCUAAUAUAAAGACUCACACACGAUUUUUUCUAUUCGUUUUGCGAAUGUUCCCUAACACUACUUGGCAGAUGCAAGUAUUGUGCAGUGUUUUGUUAUUAAAAUAUUAUUUAAAACUGUAUCUUUGUUGCGUCUUCAGGACAUGAGACAAUGAUGCCACUAAAGGAUAACCAGGAUGUUGCAUGCUUUCUGGUCACCAAACACUCAUGGAAAGGGAAGUACAAACGUAUUUUUUCUAUUGGAUCCAUGGGUAUUACAACAUAUAAUCCUGGGACCUUAGAGGUCACUAAUAAAUGGGAAUACUCUGAAUUUAUUAGUGUACAACCUACAAAUAAACAUCAGUUGGGUUCCUGUGAAUUCAGCAUAACUAUGCGGAAAGAACGUAAAGUUGAUACAAUGAAAUUUAGUUCAGAACAUAGAGCACAUUUGUUAACAGAAGCACUUAAAUAUAGAGGUCAGUUUGCAGAGAAAUCAAAAGAAAUUUUGAAAUAUCAAGCUUAUAAACGCCAUUGGUCUGAUACAAAUUUACCAAUAGUAUUGGAAGUAACUCCAUACAGUCUUGAUCAGUUGGAUCCUACAACGAACAUGCUACUUUCCAGUUAUUGUUAUAAGGACUUUGAAGGCAUCGCUACGAUGAAAGACUUUCCUAAUGGAUUUGCGAUUGUUUGCGGUGGAUUUGGACGUUUACAUCUUUUUUCAUCUGAUAAGAUGGAAGAAAUAAAAAAGAAGCUAUUGGAAUCUGCAAUAAAUAAUUUAGGAAUCAGUAUAAAAGUUUUAAAGGAACCAAUAGAAACAAAAGAUUUUGUUGCACAAAGAUUAGGCAAAUUCAGUAAUGAUGAGCAUAUAACAAGCGGAUCAGAAUUUACUGUUCAUAAAAUUUCACCUAGAUAUAAAGGACUACAAAAAAGAACACUUUGUCUUUCUGAUACUUGCUUAUUGGAAAGGGACCCACAGACGUAUAAUAUUUGUACUCUUAGGCCACUAUCAGACAUUUUUGCCCUUAUUCGUGAUAAUGAAAAUCCACAAUUGUUUACGAUACAAUAUUUAAAUGGACAAACAAGAAGUUACACUGCAACGGACAGAGAUUCCCUAUUAGCUUCAUUACUUGAUGGUGUAAGAGCAUCUGGAAAUAGAGAUGCUCAUGUAAGAAUGCAUCCAAUUGCAAGAGGAAAAAGACUAGGACCUUUUAAUUUGCCCGUUGAUGAAGAAGUAGAAAUAUCUCAUAUUAAAUUCUUACAACAACCACCAGGAGGACGUACUUUUGCAGAAAUUUUGGAAAGGUUUAAUGCCAAUAUACCGUAUAGUGGUCUCAAUUAUUCAAUAACUCAAGAUGGACUUUUUACUGAGAAUAAAGAGAAAAUUAUACUUGCUGCCUUAAGCACCUUAGUACAUAAAGAGCUAGAAGGGAAUGACGAGAUCGAAGCACAAUUUCAUGCUAUACGAAGAUUAGUAGCAAGUAAAGUUGGAUUCACUGCAUUCACUUCUUUUCCUGGAUUUAGAGAAGCUAUUGGUACUAGAGUUGUAAAGGCAUUAAAGAGAGAAGAUUGCGGUGUUACACAGGCUGCUAUAGAUUGUAUAUGUGCGCUUAUGCAACCAAUGCAUGAUGAUUGUGACCUAAGGCAAGAACAAUUAAACAAAAGCAGUCUUCUUAGUAGUAACAAAUUUUUAGAAAGUUUACUUGAAAUGUGGAUUAAUCAUAUUAAUCAUGGCACUGGUGCUUUAGUAGUUUCUGCCAUGCUUGAUCUAUUAACUUUUGCAUUAUGUGUACCAUAUAGUGAAACUACGGACGGCAAACAUUUUGACAACCUUUUAGAAAUGGUUGCAGCAAGGGGUAGAUCUCUUUUCAAAUUAUUUCAACAUCCGUCACUGGCUAUUGUUAAAGGAGCUGGUUUGAUAAUGAGAGCAAUUAUAGAAGAGGGUGCACCUGAGGUGGCUGCAAAAAUGCAAGAAUUAGCUCUUGCUGAAGGAGCUUUACCAAGGCAUCUUUUAUAUAGUCUCUUUACUAUUGGCAAUGAUAAUAGACUUCUGACACAUAGACAACUAUGUAGACAUUUAGUAGGAUUAUGGGUGACAGGACAUCCUACAGCUAUGGGAUUAUUAAAACGAAUUAUGCCCGUCGGUUUGCUAAAUUAUUUAGACUCCAACGAAAAAGUUCCUGAUUCAUUUCUCGAAGAAGAAAGAUUAAAUAAUCGUGAUAAUUUAAAAAUAGCAAUAGACCAUGCAUCGAAGAAUAAAAAAAGUCAGCAGUGGAUUAUGAUCGAACGUCAAAUGCGAUUAGUAGAGAAACAUGUGGAGCAUGCUCUUCAACACUGGGGUGCACGCGUUGGUAUAGAAAGACGAGAAAAAAUCAAAGAACGUCCAAUAGUUUUAAGAAAACGCAGAGAAAGAAUUAAGUCUGAAGCAAACUGGAAAUUGUUUUAUUACAAAUUCAAUCAAGAUCAUUCGUUACCUAAUUUAAUAUGGAAUCAUAAGACAAGAGAAGAAUUAAGAACUGCUCUCGACCAUGAGAUACGUGCAUUUACCUCGGAUAAAGAAUUAGCAGGUGGAACCUUAAUUGCAUGGAAUUACAGAGAAUUCGAAGUGCAAUAUCAGUGCCUAUCAGAUGAAGUCAAAAUUGGAGAUUAUUACUUGAGGCUGCUAUUAGAAAGAGAUAGCCCAGAGAGUCCGAUUCGAAAAUCAUAUGAAUUUUUUAAUGAUUUAUACCAUAGAUUCUUGUUAACAACAAAAGUCGAAAUGAAGUGCCUUUGCUUGCAAGCAAUGACUAUAGUGUAUGGACGAUAUUACGAAGAUAUUGGACCAUUCUCAGACACAAAAUAUAUAGUAGGAAUGUUGGAUCGGUGUACCGAUAGAAUGGAGCGUGAUCGAUUAGUUAUGUUCAUAAAGAAACUCAUUCUACACAGAAGAAACGUUAAAGAGAUAAUGGAUCAGAACGGUGUACGAGCGCUUGUAGAUCUUUUAACAUUAGCACAUUUACAUACUUCUCGUGCUGUGGUACCCACGCAAACUAAUGUCAUAGAAGCAGGUCCACAACAAGAGAGGAUAAUGGAAAAAGAAUGGUAUUAUAACGAUAGCGAUACGCGUAAGGGUCCUAUAAGUCUAAAGGAUUUGAAAAGUUUAUAUACGACAAAUAAGAUAACUUAUAAAACAAAGGUUUGGGCACAAGGAUUGGAUGGAUGGAGAAUGAUAUCUCAAGUACCACAAUUGAAAUGGACUUUAGUUGCAAGAGGAAUUCCAGUAAUCAAUGAAAGUGAAUUAGCAACUUUGAUUUUAAAUAUCUUAAUUAAAAUGUGCGAAUACUUUCCAAGUAGAGACGCGGAUGAUGCUGUUAUUAGACCAUUACCACGUGUCAAACGUCUCUUGUCGGAUCUUCAAUGUUUGCCACAUAUUGUACAACUCUUACUGACCUUCGAUCCCGUAUUGGUCGAAAGAGUCGCUACAUUAUUGUGUGAAAUAAUGCGUGACAAUGCAGAUGUCUCCAAAAUUUAUCUCACCGGUGUCUUUUACUUUAUAUUGAUGUACACUGGUUCCAAUGUUCUACCUAUAGCAAGAUUUUUACAAUUGACACACACCAAACAGGCUUUUAGAAGCGAUGAUAACAUAUCUUCCGACAUUAUGCAACGAAGCAUUCUUGGUCAACUUUUACCCGAUGCCAUGGUGAGCUAUUUAGAGAAUCAUGGUGCAGAGAAAUUUGCACAAAUAUUUCUAGGUGAUUUUGAUACUCCGGAAGCAAUUUGGAAUGCCGAAAUGAGAAGAAUGCUUAUAGAAAAGAUAGCCGCACAUAUUGCCGAUUUUACCCCGAAAUUAAGAAGCCAUACCAUGGCCAAAUAUCAAUAUAUCGCUAUACCUGCUGUGAGGUAUCCACAAUUAGAAAAUGAAUUAUUUUGUCAAAUAUUUUAUCUUCGGCAUUUGUGCGAUACUGUCAAAUUUCCGCAAUGGCCUAUACCUGAACCUGUGCAAUUAUUAAAAGACGUAUUGAAUGCAUGGAAAAAAGAGGUAGAAAAGAAACCACCUUUAAUGACAGUCGAUGAGGCUUACAAAGUAUUAGGUUUGCCUGUUGGAGAACAACACAAUGAAGCAAAUGUUAGAAAAUCAUAUUACAAAUUAGCUCAAAUGUAUCAUCCUGAUAAAAAUCCUCAAGGCAGAGAUAAAUUUGAGGCAGUUAAUCAGGCAUACGAAUUUUUAUGUAGUCGCAGCUGUUGGACUACCGACGGUCCGAAUCCUGAUAAUAUAGUACUUAUUUUGAGAACACAAAGUAUUCUUUUUCAUAGAUAUGCAGAAGAACUUAGGCCAUAUAAAUAUGCUGGUUAUCCACAGUUAAUUAAGACGAUCAAAUUAGAAUCGGAUGAUGAACGUUUAUUUUCAAAGUCUGCACCAUUGUUGGCUGCUGCUAGUGAACUUGCAUAUCAUACGGUUCAUUGCUCCGCUUUAAACGCGGAAGAAUUACGAAGAGAAGACGGUUUAGAGGUUUUACUUAAUGCUUAUACUCGAUGUGUUUCGGUUUUGAACAAAUCAAGUAAAUCUAACGAUAUCGCGGUACAAGUAUGUAUGCACAUUACCAAAUGUUUCGCUGUUGCUGGAUCAUUUAGUGGAUGCAGAGAUAAAAUUAUAGAGUUACCACAAUUGGUUAAAGAUUUGUGCAGAAUAUUACAUUUCAGACAUUUGACAAAGUUAUGUUCGGUUGCUACCGAAUGUGUUUCAUCGCUUGCUACAGAUAGCAUUCUACAAAUGGAAUUAUUUAAAUCUGAUGCUUUGUGGCAUCUGUUGCUGUUUAUGUUUAAUUAUGAUUAUACGUUAGAAGAAGGUGGCGUCGAAAGAACUCAAGAUGAGAAUAGACAAGAAGUUGCUAAUAAUUUGGCAAAAUUAGCUGUUAAGGCUUGUGCCAGACUAGGUGGUUACAUGACGAAAGAAAACAAAACACCUAAUAAUUCUAUCAUAGUAAAUGCUUUAGAAAAACUUUUAACGCCUUAUCUUGCUCGUCAGCUUAGCAAAGAUAAACCUGAAGAAAUAUUAAAGACAUUAAAUUCUAAUUGUUCAAACCCAUAUUUAAUUUGGGACAAUGGGACUAGAGCAGAGUUAAACGAGUAUCUAGAAGUUAAGCGAUUAGAGAGAUUGAAUGGUAACGAAAAUUUCGAACAUGAUUUCGGUAAUUUUAAGUACAGUGCUCAUGCUGGAGAAUUAAUUAUUGGUGAAAUAUUUGUUAAAGUAUAUAAUGAACAACCAGUUUUUCCUAUAGAGGAUCCAAAAAGCUUUACAAUCAAUUUGCUCGAGUUUCUGUCCAAAUCAUCGGAUUAUUUAGCUCCCCUUGGAAAUGUUACUUUAGGCAAGGAAUAUAAAGAGAAAUUGGAACACGUUGUAAUGGCUCUAGAAGCAUUAAGAAACGUAAUUAAAAAUAAUCCUGGUAUAGAACUACAGUGUAUGGGCCAUUUUAAGCUAUUAUUUGGAUUAGUUAAUUGUAACAAUUGCAAAUUGGUGCAAAAAAGUGCGCUUGAAGUAAUCAGUAACGUAACUAAAAAUCAAGAAUGUGUUAGUGAUAUCGCAGCGAACGAAGUUAUAGUACAUUUACUAUUAUGCUUGCAUAGUCUAAAAGAGUAUCAACUUCUUGCAUUGGAAACUUUAUAUGCACUGAUGAGUUCAACGAAGAUAGUGAAAGAUGCACUGGACAAAGGAGCUGUUGUUUAUGUCCUUGAUUUAUUCUGCAAUUCAAGUAAUAUUCAGGUACGAGAAACAGCGGCUGAAUUGCUCGCCAAAAUGUCUUCAGAUAAAUUGGCUGGGCCAAAGGUGAAAAUAGAGCUAUCUAAAUUUUUACCCAGGUUAUUUAGUGAAGCUAUUCGUGAUUCACCUAAGCAAUGUGUGCACAUGUUUGAAACGAAACACGAAAAUCCAGAAUUAAUUUGGGACGAUGAAUCUAAAGGACGAGUUUCAAGAAUUAUUGCUGAAUUAAAAGAUGAAUAUUUCGCAUUGCAAAGACGCAAUCCUAACGAGAAAUUGAAUGUACCAGAGGCUCAAAAGAAUAUUGAUAUCGCUACAAAUGAACCUAUAGUAGGCGGCGUAUACCUCAGAUUAUUUAUAGCUAGUCCUGCAUGGGCUCUUAGAAAGCCUAAAGAAUUUUUAAAUGAACUUAUGGACACUAUUCUAACACUUAUGUCGAAAGAAAAGACUGACCCGGAGAUGUUAGAGCUUACAACACAAGCUUUGGUGUGUUUAUUACAAGUGCAACCGAUAUUAGCAGAUCAGGUACCAUCGUUAGGUCAUAUACCACGACUAUGUAAGCAAAUGGCUAUACAAAACAAUCAACCUUCCGUAUACAAAACAGCAAUAUUAAUAUUACACCAAUUAGCUACCAGCGAGAUUUGUAUAUCAUCUAUUUGUCAAACAGAGUGUAUAAGUCCAUUAAAACAUGCUAUGCAAUCCAGACGGGAUAUGAUAGCAAUAGCAUGCGAGACUUUAAAUAGAUUAUUUUCAACGAAUGAGGAUAGACUUAUUAAACAGGCACUGGAAGCUGAAAUGGUGCCAUAUCUCUUAAAUAUAUUGGAAGGACGGUUAGAUGUUAUCGAUAAUCCAGCUACAACAAAAGCGCAAAUAGUAAAAGCUUUGAAAGCAAUGACAAAAAGUUUACUUUUAGGUGAAAAAGUUAUCGCUAUACUAGAAAGAUCUAGUGUCUGGGCAGAAUACAAAGAUCAACGACAUGAUUUAUUUAUAUCCAACGCCACUAACUCAGGCUAUUUAACAGGUAUGACAAGAUUUUCAAAUCGGUAUUUAUGUUUAAAUUUAAAUAUAAAUAUCGUGAAUAGAAAAAUAUAUCUUUUCGAUUAUUCAUCAGCUGGAACACCAGUAUCCGCUGGUUAUCUAACGGCAGGACCCAGUACGACACUUACCACAGGUCCACCACCAGUUGACAAGGAAGAUAGUUUAAUUAGAAACGAUAGCAUCUGAUAUAGGUAGCAUCGAAAGUCGUACAAAAGGCAGUGAAAUUGUCGAUGAUAAAAUUCCUGUCGGUCUAUCUUACCGAUAUAGAGAGACUACGUUGUCUGUGAUUUCUGACUUUUCAAAGAAAGGAAUAUAUUAAUUAAAUAAUAUUCGGUUAGAGCUACUUUUCUUAUCAUUAAUAUUUUAUAAGAGCACGUCAUUUCUUUGUUCUAUAAGAAUUAAAAGUAAUGUAUUAUUAUAAUUUACCUAGUUAUUUUUCUGAAAAAAUCAUUUAUUUGGUCAAACUAUGCCAAUCCAUAUAUAAAAAUUCGUUCGUUAUCAAACGUUUCCUCGAGAUAACUUUCAUGUCGUACUUGAUAGUCAUAUAAUAUGAUUUAUGUUUAUUAUAAGCGAAUGUAUACUUAUUAAUGAUCGCAAGAUAUGAUCUUGUACGAAAUAUUCAUUAAUAGUAUUUCUCAGAUAAUCGCAUAUCUAUAACUGGAAAUAUUAUUGAUGAAUAAGAUUGCAAAUAUGUAUGAAAAAAACUUUGGCCUGUCCAUUCUUUGAAAUUAUCACUAUGCAUUUUUAAUUAUUCGCAGUAAAAUCAAAAUAAAAAAAAAAAGUAAUAAUAAAAAAUUUAAAAAAAAUAACAUAAUCAUUUGUAAUACAACAAUUUCCUCUGUGAUACCAUUCUUACAAUAAAAGAAAGAUUGCAAUUCACAGAUUAUGAAAGUACAUUUAACAAGUAAUAACAUCUCAAUAAUACGGAAAACCACAUGCAUAUUCAUAAAUUUUUGUAUUUUUACUUUUUUUUUCAGCAUUGAUGCAAUUAUAAACUUAAUUAUUAGAAUGUAUGAUUUAUGUUCAUAGAAGGAUUUAUAAAACUAUCUAAUUUACAGCUAUCAAAUAUUAAGAUAACUUGUACAUGAUUAAUAUUUAUUUUUAUGGCCACUAUCACUAUAAACUACCGUCACCAUUAUUUGUAUUAUAUAAAAUAUAAUAUUUCUAUUGGUCUUUCUUCAACGAUUUUUUACGAUAUAGCCGCAGUUUAAGUAUUACGAAGUAUUCUCGUUAAUUGUUAAAUGUCAUUGUUUGGAUAUCAGUAUAAAUUUAUGGAACAUUGAACAAAGUCCAUGAAAAAAAAAGCCUGAGUAUAAACGAGAACACUGCUGUCCAUACUUCUUUGAUACGUCAUAAUGUAUAAUUUUUUGUUUGACACAAAUUUUUUUCUUUUUCUAUCGAUAUAAAAAAAUGUACAUUUUUAGCUGUAUAUCGUAGAACUUAUAAAGAUAAUCAUUGCAUCGUAAAGAUAUCCCAUAAAGCCUAACGAUUAAAAAAAUUUUCCAAUUAAGUUGUACAUAGUUUUAAGGAAGGACAAAAAAGAUUCGUACGGGAUUAUUGUAACUAUUGUUCACGGAUAAGAUGUGCUUCUCUCAGUCAUGUUACGAAAUUUUUUCACGCGUUGAAUGCGAACAGAAAAACAUCUUAACAUUUGAGAGAUUUGGAGUUAUAUAAACUUUUUAUAUUAUCCUCCAAAUAUAACUCCAACUGUGCGUACAAAAAAAGAGGGAUAUCUUCUAUUGGUGAUAAGAUCUGUCCGAUGGAUCGAGUUCCAUAUUAAGACACGAUCUCUGUUUCAUAUCAAUUAUUAGUAUAUUGUAAUAAAGCGAUAUAUUAAAAAAAAAAAAACAUGUCCAAAAUAUUUGUCUGUACUUUAAAAGGUAUCAUCAAAAAACA
This is a messenger RNA of Vespula pensylvanica (western yellowjacket), 8810 nucleotides long. It is a transcript of the gene Rme-8, whose product is annotated as dnaJ homolog subfamily C member 13. Gene Ontology annotation, cellular component: endosome membrane. Bases 318 to 7100 code for a protein of 2260 amino acids. Gene Ontology annotation, biological process: receptor-mediated endocytosis; endosome organization; regulation of early endosome to late endosome transport. The record is from RefSeq and is a predicted model, not a curated record. The transcript is spliced from 17 exons. NCBI's taxonomy places the organism in Eukaryota, Metazoa, Arthropoda, Insecta, Hymenoptera, Vespidae.